AUGGCCCAAAAGGCAAAGAAGGAUCGCGCAAAGGCCAACACGGCCACGCUCAACAACCUGCAUAUCGGAUCUCUUGCUGUCAAUGGCAUCUUCCUUGCCUUUCACUUCCUCAUCCGCAGCCGCUCCCUGUGGACAUAUGCCAUUGUCUCCGCCCCCAGCUUUGUCUGCGAGUAUGUCCUCGAGUCGUCGGGCCGCCCUAGCUACGACCCCGCCACCAAGGCGCUUAAGACCUCUGGCGAGGACAUGGCUGCUCAGGGGUUGACUGAGUAUAUGUUUGAUCUCAUCUGGAUCACAUGGGCGUCUGCUAUUCUUACCAUGUUGAUUGGAAACUACGGAUGGUUCUUGAUGACCAUUGUGCCCGCAUACGGCUUGUAUCUUGCUGCUGGCUUGUUCGGCAUGGGGCGAAAGAAGAUGGCCCAGAUGCAGGGUCUUGGUGGUGACGCUGUAGAGCAGCCACAAGGAAACAGAAGACAGCGUAGAGCUGCUGCAUAA
This is a messenger RNA of [Torrubiella] hemipterigena, 492 nucleotides long. The record is from the annotation of a GenBank genome assembly. Lineage: Eukaryota; Fungi; Ascomycota; Sordariomycetes; Hypocreales; Clavicipitaceae.